ACCACCAAACAUCCUCUGAAUGCAUUAAACGACAAUGGACGACUCAGAGAAAUUGACGGCUUUGAAGAAGGCUUAUGCCGAUAUCAUACUCAACACGGCUAAAGAAGCCGCGGCGCGUAUCAUGGUUUCGGAGAGAAAAUCCACGCGCUUUCAACAAGAGCUUGCUUCUACUAAAGAUGAGGCACUUCGCAUGCUUCUUAGGCUCAAACAAAUGCUUGAUUCUAAGGUCAAAGAAGCAGAGCUGACAUCAUUGAGUCAGCAAAAGAAGAUUGAUGAGCUCGAAGCUCAGCUCCAAGAAGCUGAGGAAAUAGUUAGAGACCUAAGGGCUGAAUUGAGAGAAACACAGGCUGAGCUGGAGAAUGUCACAAAACACCAAAUGAAUCCCCCAGUCAAACAAAACAUAAAGGGUGAAGUUUUUGCAGCUCGGGAAAAUUUUCUGCAGGUGAACAGACAUGACCAUUAUGAUGGAUCUGUGCAUUCUGCACCCGAUAUACAGUUUGAAUCAGUACCAGUUUCUGAUACGAGGUGCCCUGUUGUAAAUGGAACACAUAAUGGAAGUAAGUUAUUUGUGCCUCGCGAUCAUGCAAACAACUGCUACAUUCAUAACCCGGAUUUUGCAUCCAUAGUCAUUAGGAGGAAAGAGCCUGAGCUCUACAGAAAUGGAUGUACUCAGAGAAUACGAGCGUUUGAUAGGAGCGUAUUUGAUGGAAAUGUAUCUGUUUCAGGAAAUGUAGAUAAUGCACGGGAUGAAACUUUAGUAGGAGCACAUGAAGAAGGUAAGGAAAUGACUGUUACAGCUAAUGGCAAAGCUGAUAUUAUUUAUGAAAAGGAAAAACCAGAUGAACUUAAAUUAAUGAAAGCAGAUGCUGACCUUGUCAAAGUUCCGGUUCGUAAACAACACGUAAGAUUUAAGAAGAGGAAGAUCCAUCAAUCUAGAUUGCAUUCCAAACAUCUCAAGGGAACAAAUAAAGAAUCAUAUCUUUCUGUUGCCAAAAGUUCUCCUCAUGUAUUGGAAAACAAUGAUCCUUCCGAGGUGAAUUCUUCUAUGGCACAUGAAAAUGAAGUUCUGAAGGAUCUAAUGUCUCCUUUGGCCAAAGCACCAACUGACACAACUACAAUAGUUGAGCAACCAGAUGAAGUUAAAGUGGUAAAAGCAAGUGUUGUCAAAGGUCUAAGAUUUAGGAUGAGGAAGACUCAUCGAUCUAGAUUGCAUUCCAAACAUCUCAAGGGAACAAAUAAAGAAUCAUAUCUUUCUGUUGCCAAAAGUUCUCCUCAUGUAUUGGAAAACAAUGACCCUUCCGAGGUGAAUUCUUCUAUGGCACAUGAAAAUGAAGUUCUGAAGGAUCUAAUGUCUCCUUUGGCCAAAGCACCAACUGACACAACUACAAUAGUUGAGCAACCAGAUGAAGUUAAAGUGGUAAAAGCAAGUGUUGUCAAAGAUCUAAGAUUUAGGAGGUGGUUGACUCAUCGAUCUAGAUUGCGUUCUGAUCGGGUUAUGAAAACAAAUAAAGAACCGUAUCCGUCUUCUGCAAAAGAUUCUCGUCAUGCAUUGGAUGAUAGUGACCCUUCCAAGGUGAUUUCUUCUACGGCACAUGAAAAUGAAGCUCAGAAGGAUCUAAUGUCUCCUUCUGCCAUAGCACCCGCUGAUGCAACUACAGCAGUUGAGCAAUUAGGAUCUCAUACCAAUACCAAAAAAGGGGAAGAAUUUCUUAAAGGUUGCAGUUCUAGGAACAAAAUUGAAGAUGAUAAAGAACCAUUGGAUAAAUCAGAUCUGACAAGACAAGAAAGUUUGUCCACUGAAAGUACGGAGGUUAACGGUUGUAAAGAUGUUGCUGCAGCUGAUGGGUCCCCAAAUAAAAUGGACCCGAAAGUAUCUGAUGUAGAUGAGAAAGUUUCUAGUCGAUUCGAAAAUGAUAAGUUCCUGAAGUACACAUUCCGGAGAAAACGUAAGAAGGGGUUAGUUAGCAGCGAUGAUGCAGGCUGCUCUCCAGAUAAUAGCAAUUCAAAGAAAAUUUGUGGAGAGAAGCAAAAUGGUCAUGUGGAGCCUCAGAAGUCUUGUACAAUAACUGAAUCAUCUCGGGAAAGCCGACGACUAGCACAAGUUGCUCGCCAGCUCAUAUCUUUGUCUGAGAAGAAAUGGUGGCAGUAGAUUCAUCUAUUGCUAUGAUGAGAUGCGAGUUCAAAUUAAAAGCACAGUUUAAUGCACUAUUGUUUUCGGAGGUGGCGUUUAUAAGGAUGCUUUACGUUGAUGGCGUGGAACAUGUUAAUAACAUCUAAUACUUUUCUUUCCUCCUUAGAUAGCAAUUGCUAAUUAACAUUAUAUCUAUAGAACAUAAAUCAUAUGUGCUGUUGAUGGCCUUUUCUUCGGUCAUGUUUCCAAUACAAAUUUUGCUGUGAUUUUGAUUUUGGGUGUGUUGCUCACUCUAGUCAAUAUCUAAUAAAUAUUUAACAUAUAUAAAAAUUAUGUUAUUUUGUAGUAA
Cicer arietinum (chickpea) is the source of this 2480-nucleotide messenger RNA. RefSeq lists its product as uncharacterized. Lineage: Eukaryota; Viridiplantae; Streptophyta; Magnoliopsida; Fabales; Fabaceae. The record is from RefSeq and is a predicted model, not a curated record.